Gadus morhua (Atlantic cod) is the source of this 11592-nucleotide messenger RNA. It is a transcript of the gene dmxl2, whose product is annotated as Dmx-like 2. The record is from RefSeq and is a predicted model, not a curated record. Gene Ontology annotation, biological process: vacuolar acidification. Bases 335 to 9490 code for a protein of 3051 amino acids. The transcript has 54 exons. Gene Ontology annotation, molecular function: protein binding. Lineage: Eukaryota; Metazoa; Chordata; Actinopteri; Gadiformes; Gadidae. Gene Ontology annotation, cellular component: RAVE complex.
CGCCAUGCAGUCGUGCCUCGAGAAUACAGUGAGCGCGCAUGUCAGGUUCGCUGCAGAGAUCCUGCUCCUCGGCUCUACGGAAUAAUCCUCGCGGUGCUGUUGACAACGAGAGAUGACAAACAGCUGAAUGUUAGAUAUUCACAAAGAUAACGUGCUGAUACAUAAUAUACAUAUUGGGUCGAAGCAAAUCAUCCGCUUCCUGCUGGAAGACACCGCCGCCAGUUCGAGGACAACGUUAUUGAUGGGAUCCUCAGCGGUUUCUAGAUGGAGAAAACGAGAGGGUGGACUCGCUGUAAAUAAUUAAAUAUCCAUCUGUUGUAAAAAUAAAGGGAAAAUGCAUCUGCAUCAGGUGCUGACGGGAGCUGUGAACCCAGGAGACUGCUGCUACUCCGUGGGAAGCGUCAACGACAUCCCAUUCACGGCUUACGGCUCGGGCUGUGACAUUGUCAUCUUGGCCAGUGAUUUUGAGUGUGUGCAGAUAAUCCCGGGGGCCCAACAUGGAAACAUACAGGUGGGCUGUGUGGAGUGCUCCCACCAGCUUGGCCGGAUUGCCGCCUCUUACGGGAACACGGUCUGCAUCUUUGAGCCUAUUGCUACCAACCCAAACAAACGCCACAAGAAACUAAACUAUCAGUGGCAAAAGACAGGACAGUUCCUCCUAGAUGCUAUCACCUACAACCUUGCCUGGGACCCUCAAGGGAACCGCAUCCUGGCAGCCGCGGAGCGUCUGCAGCUGUGGGCACCGCCCCUGGCAGACGCCUUGAUCGAGGAGGAGGACGGACAGACCACCGACGAUAAGGUCCACCCUGUCCUCAAUGACUGGAAGUGUAUCUGGCAGUGCAAGACUGCUGCUUCCGUGCACAUCGCCAAGUGGUCCCCUGAUGGAGAGUACUUUGCAACCGUGGGCAAGGAUGACUGCCUGCUCAAGGUGUGGUACGCCUCCACGGGCUGGCGCUCGGCAGUGGUGGCCCAGGACCCGCCCGACAAGAAGGGUCCGUCCGUUCACUUCUCCUUCGUCUACCUGGCCCACCCCCGCUCCGUCACCGGCAUGUCCUGGAGGAAGACCAGCAAGUAUAUGCCUAAGGGAUCAGUGUGCAACGUGUUGCUGUCUUCCUGUGAGGAUGGUGUGUGCCGGCUGUGGUCAGAGACCCUCCUGCCAGAGGACACUCUGCUGGGGGGGCAGAUCUCUGAAAACACGCACACCUUCAGCUCCACCCAGCCUGGCAACAAGGACAAGAUCCAGCAUGCACUGGAGUCAAUCCACCACCUGAAGCAUUUGCGUCGGGGGCGGCGGAGGUCCUCCGCUCUUGUGGCGCACACGGAGCUCCCCUCCCAGAUGGGCGCACCGGACACGCACACACACCGACACAUCGCCCACCACGCCAACGCCUUGUGUCACUUCCACAUCUCGGCCAGUAUUAAUCCCAACACAGACCUUCCAGCGGUGCUGGCAGACGCGGCGGUCUUCAACCCGGACGACGGCAGCGGCAGCGGGGGCUUUGUGGUCCACUGGCUCAACAACAAAGACCUGAGCUUCACCUCCUCCACGGACCUCUUCAUGCUGCAGCUGCGCAAGCUCUCAGAGCAGCAGCUUGAGCAGACCACCGACGACCCGCUAGACGCGCCCGACGGCUCUCCCUUGAAGUUUGACUUUGACCUGGACGACAUGUCGGACAAGGCGUCCUCUGAGCAAGGCGAGGAGGGGGAGCUGGGCGAGCAGGGCAGCAACAAAGCCUCCUCCCCGGGCUCGGGCUCCAGCAUGCCCCUGCCCUCCAUGCUGCUGGAGAGGAAGAUGGAGACGCUGACCCUGGAGUGGAACCGGAGCCCCGACAUGCUGUUCACCAUCCACCCGUCGGACGGCUCCUUCCUGGUGUGGCACGUCAAGUACCUGGACGAGUUCAUCCAGGGCAUCUUCCGACAGGUUCAGGUGUCCUUCUCCUCACGUAUCCCGGUAGCCUUCCCUACGGGAGACGCCAACUCGCUAAGUAAGAACAUCCUGAUGUACUCCUGCACCCUUCCCGAGGGGGACUGCAUCAGCCUGGGAGACCCAGGGAGGAGGCCCCGGCACAUCUCCCACUCAGCCUCGGCUGCCCUGGACUCCCCCACCCUGGGCCCCUUCCUGGCCCCUGGUCCUGGGAUUGGCCCCGCCGUCAUGAUGGUCUCCAAACACGUUGAUGGAUCUCUAAACCAAUGGGGCGUGACCUUCGCUGAGCGCUCGGCCUUCUCCAACGUCCUGACCGUGUCGCACAAGUUCCGCUACUGCGGCCACCGCUUCCACCUGAACGACCAGGCGUGCCACACGGUGCUGCCGCUGCUGCUGACCUCCUCGCACCACAACGCCCUGCUCACCCCUCCCUCUGCCCCCAGCAGCCUGGAGGGGGAGCAGUCGCUAGCCCUGCCCCUGCCCAAGGGCCGCUCCAGGAAGCAGCUUCGCAACGCAGCCACGAGGACUUUCCACGACCCCAACGCCAUCUACAGCGAGCUCAUCCUCUGGAGGGUGGACCACAUCGGGCCCCUGUCCUGCACAGGAGGCGUCUCAGAGCUGGCGCGCAUCAACUCCCUGCACACCUCAGCCUUCAGCAACGUGGCCUGGCUGCCCACACUAGUGCCCAGCUCUGUGCUCGGAAGCUACUGUAACAGUGCCAGCGCCUGCUUUGUGGCAUCAGAUGGCAAAAACCUCCGUCUCUAUCAGGCUGUGGUGGAUGCCCGGAAACUACUGGAUGAGCUCUCAGACCCUGAAACAUCUAACCUUGUGGGGGAAGUGUUUAACAUCGUGAGUCAGCAGUCCACUGCCAGGCCCGGCUGUAUAAUAGAGCUGGACGUCAUCACCAACCAGUGUGGCUCCAACACCCAGCUGCUACACGUGUUCCAGGAGGACUUCAUCCUGGGUUACAAGCCACAGGAAGACCCGGCGGAGCACACGCCUGCCUUCCCCUGUGCUGAGGACUACCACCCUCAACCAUUUUCUGAGAAGUUCUUCCUGGUGGUGAUCGAGAAGGAUCUCAACAGAAACUCUGUCCUCCAGAUGUGGCACCUGCACCUCAAGUCUGUCCAGGCCUGCGUGGAUGAGCCCAGUCCAGACUACAGCUUCCAGAGCCAGCUGAUGGUCCCCCAACAGGCCAUGAAUCCAGACUCCUCCCCAGAGACCUCCCCCAUGACCGCCCUGCCCCGCUCGGCCUCCACGGCCAACCUGCUGACAGCCAGCAAGCUGAUCCUCAGCUCCAAGCUGGUCUACAGCAAGAGGCUGGACCUGCCUCACGGCGUGGAGGUGACUCGGGCCACGCCCUCUGCUGGCCACCUGAGCUCCUCCUCCAUCUACCCGGUGUGCCUGGCCCCCUACCUGAUCGUCACCACCUGCUCCGACUCCCGCGUGCGCUUCUGGCACUGCACGGUGGAGGGCUCAGAGGAGGCCGAGCAGGGCACGCGGGCCUACCGCUGGGCGCCAUGGGCCCUGCUCAACGACGAGGAGGACAGCAACAGCGCCGUGAGCGUGGCGGGACGUCCCGUGGCCGUGGCCUGCUCCUACACGGGCCGGCUGGCCGUGGCCUUCAAGCAGACGCGGCAGGUGCAGCCCAUGGGAUCUGGCGGUGACUUCUCCAUGCACGUGUCUAUCUACGAGUGUGAGUCGACCGGGGGGUCGGAAUGGGUGCUGGAGCAGACCAUCCACCUGGACGACUUCACCCGGCUGUCCUCCACCCUGGACCCCAGGGUCAGCGUGGACUCCAACCUCUUCAUCUACAGCCGGUCGGACCUGUACAUGAGCAGGGACCACAACUCGCCCAACAUCAAGCACUACGUCCACCUGGACUGGCUGUCCAAGGAGGACGGCUCCCACAUCCUGACGGUCGGGGUGGGCUCCAACAUCCUCAUGUAUGGCCGCAUCUCGGGCAUGGUCAACGAGCAGGCGGCCAGCAAGGACGGCGUGGCGGUCAUCACCCUGCCCCUAGGGGGCAGCAUCAAGCAGGGCAUCCGCUCGCGCUGGAUCCUGCUCCGCACCGUGGACCUGGCGUCGUCGGUGGACGGCACGCCCUCCCUGCCCGUGUCGCUGUCCUGGGUGAGGGACGGCAUCCUGGUGGUGGGCAUGGACUGCGAGAUGCACGUGUACGCCCAGUGGCGCCAGGACCGCAAGCCCCGGGACGCGGGGGCCGGCGACGGCAGCCUGUCGUCCGCCGACAACAUCGCCGGCCUCGGCGCCGCCGCCUCCUCGGCCGCCGGGCCGGAGGGCAGGUCCCGGUCCAAGAGCGUGUUCGAGAGCAGCACGGUGGUGGACGAGGCUCUGCGCGCCCCCGCCGGCCUGCAGGAGGGCGGCCUGUUCGAGGCGGCCCACUCGCUGUCCCCCACGCUGCCGCAGUACCACCCCACUCAGCUGCUGGAGCUCAUGGACCUGGGGAAGGUCCGCCGCGCCAAGGCCAUUCUUUCGCACCUGGUGAAGUGCAUUGCCGGGGAGGUUGCGGUGGUGCGGGACGUGGAGGCGGGGGAGGGCGGGGCCAGGAGGCACCUGUCCAGGACCAUCAGCGUCACGGGCAGCACGGCCAAGGACACCAUUGUGGCGGGGCGCGACGGGGGCAGGGACUACACGGAGAUCAACUCGGUGCCCCCGCUGCCCCUCUACUCCCUGCUGUCGGCCGACCUGGACACCUCCUACAAGGGAGGGGAGGAGGCGGGCAAGGCGCCAGAAGGGGAGGGGGUGCAGAAGAGCGGGGAGGACCAGUAUACAGACCUCUUUCAGGUGCAGGCAGUGACCACUGAUGACUUUGUGAGCUUUGCAACUGAGAAACCGGAGAAGAAGUCACGGGUCAUUAAUCUCUCUCAGUAUGGCCCUACAUACUUUGGGCCUGAACACGCACAGGUGUUAUCAAGCCACCUCAUGCACUCCAGUCUCCCUGGCCUCACCAGACUGGAGCAAAUGUUUCUGGUGGCGCUGGCUGAUACAGUGGCAACAACCAGCGCUGAGGUCACCAGCUCUGCUAACCAACAGUACACCGGGGGCGAGGCCCUGGACGAGUGCGGCCUGCGCUACCUGCUGGCCAUGCGUCUGCACACCUGCCUGCUGACCUCCCUGCCCCCGCUCUACCGCAUGCAGCUGCUCCACCAGGGCCUGUCCACGUGCCACUUUGCCUGGGCCUUCCACUCGGAGGCGGAGGAGGAGAUGCUGAACAUGAUCCCAGCCAUGCAGCGUGGAAACCCUCAGUGGUCGGAGCUCCGGGCCGUAGGCGUGGGGUGGUGGAUACGCAACAUCAACACGCUGCGCAAGAUGGUGGAAAAGGUGGGUAAAGCCGCCUUCCAGAGAAACAAUGACCCAUUGGAUGCUGCUCUGUUCUAUCUGGCCAUGAAGAAGAAAGCUGUCCUCUGGGGCUUGUUCAGGUCGCAGCACGACGAGAAGAUGACUAAGUUUUUCAAGAAUAACUUCACGGAGGACCGCUGGAGGAAGGCAGCCCUGAAGAACGCCUUCUCUCUGUUGGGCAAGCAGCGCUUUGAGCAGUCUGCUGCCUUCUUCCUCCUGGCUGGUUCCCUCAAAGACGCAAUAGAGGUGCUGCUGGAGAAGAUGGAUGACCUGCAGCUGGCCAUGAUCGUGGCCCGGCUGUACGAGGCCGACUUCGAGAGCUCCUCCACCUGCCAGGGCCUGCUCUACGAGAAGGUGCUGGGAUGCAACCGCGACGGCGGCGGCUACCACUGCUCCCGGCUGCACCCGGACCCCUUCCUGCGCAGCAUCGCCUUCUGGAUCAUGAAGGACUACACGCGGGCCCUUGACACGCUUCUAGAGCGCAUACCCAAAGAGGAGGAGGAAAAUCAAGACGUGAUGGUGAAGUCGUGCAACCCAGUGGUGUUCAGCUUCUACAACUACCUCAGGACACACCCGCUCAUCAUCCGCCGCCACUUCGCCUCCCCCGAGGGCGUGGCCGCAACCGUGGAGAAGAGCAGCGUGGACGAGAUCAACCUCAUCGAGCGCAAACUCUUCUUCACCACGGCCAACGCACACUUCAAGGUCGGGUGUCCUGUCCUUGCCCUAGAGGUUCUGUCCAAGAUUCCCAAGGUGACCAAGAAGUCUGGCUCCGCACCCCUCAGCGACGGCUCCUCCGUGGCCAAUGUGAACUCCUCCAGCCAGCCUGUAGAGAACGGCACCCAGGCAGCGAUGAUGGACUGGGGCGCCCCAAGCGCCCCCGCCCCCGCCUGGGGAGCGGGGGACGGCGCAGGCAGCCUGGACUGGAGCCAACCUCUGGUCCAGAUCGAGGAUGACGGCCUGCAGCUGGACUGGGGCAAGGAAAAGGAUGAGGAUGAAGAUGAUGAUGAUGACGAGGACGGAGGACUCACCAUGAAGAAGCCAGAGGCAGAGACCAAGGCGGAGCCUAUCUCUCAGACGCUGAAGGAGGAGUCCCAGGGGGAGUCCGAGGUGGACGUGAUCGCGGAGCAGCUGAAGUUCCGAGCCUGCCUGAAGAUCCUGAUGACGGAGCUGCGCACGCUGGCCACGGGCUACGAGGUGGACGGAGGCAAACUCCGCUUCCAGCUCUACAACUGGCUGGAGAAGGAGAUCGGCGCCAUGCACAAGAUCUGCAACUACAAGGUGGAGGGGAAGGAGGAGAGGCAGGAGCCAGAGCAAUGGGAGCGCAGCGCGUCCCUGGACCUCCCGGACGACGCCCCCGACGGCACGGAGGCGGGCGCCUAUGAGCGUCUACAGACGGAGCGGCGGCGGCUGCAGGCCAAGCAGCAUCACUCGGAGCGCCGCAAGGCCUGGCUGAGGAAGAACCAGGCCCUGCUCCGCGUCUUCCUCUCCUACUGCAGCCUGCACGGGGCCAAGGGCGGCGGCGUCACCUCCGUACGCAUGGAGCUCAUCUUCCUGCUGCAGGAGAGCCAGCAGGAGACAACGGUGAAGCAGCUCCAGUCCCCGCUGCCUCUGCCCACCACGCUGCCCCUGCUUUCGGCCAGCAUCGCCCCCACCAAGACGGUCAUCGCCAACCCCGUGCUCCACCUCAGCAACCACAUCCACGACAUCCUCCACACCAUCACCCACAUGGACACCCCGCCACACCCCAGCGCCGGGGACGACCGGGUGAUUGCUCUGCACACGCUGGCAGCAUCUCUGUCUGCAUGCAUCUACCAAGCCCUCUGUGACAGCCACAGUUACAGCAGCCAGGCUGAGGCCAACCAGUUCACCGGCAUGGUGUACCAGGGCCUACUGCUCAGUGAGCGAAGGAGACUCCGUACAGAGAGCAUCGAGGAGCACCUCACCCCCAGCUCUCUUCCCGCACAGUGGCCAGGCGUGUCCUCCCUGAUCGCGCUGGUGGCGUCGGCCAGGGAGCAGGACCAGCCCCAGCUCAACGUGCUGCUGUGCGAGGCGGUGGUGGCCGUGUACCUGGCCCUGCUCAUCCACGGCCUGGGCACCCACAACGGCAACGAGCUCUUCCGCCUCGCCGCACACCCGCUCAACAACCGCAUGUGGGCCGCCGUCUUCGGGGGCGGGGCCAAAAUCCUCAUCAGGCCAAAGAGGCUUGAGGCGCCACCAGCGGUGCCGGUCCCGGCCCCCCAGGUGGAGGACGGGGACAGACAGAGGCGCAGGUUCAACAUGCGGAUGCUGGUGCCGGGACGUCCCGUCAAGGAGACGCCGGCCACCCCGCCCCCGGUGCCCGUGGAGAGGCCCACCUACAGGGAGAAGUUCAUCCCCCCCGAGCUCAGCAUGUGGGACUUCUUCGUGGCCAAGCCAUUCCUGCCUCUGGCGGACAGCGGCGCUUUGUACGACUCGGACGAGAGCGCGGCAGAGGACGACGAUGACGAUGAUGACGCCUUCCUCUCGGACACGCAGAUGACGGAACACUCGGACCCCAACUCCUAUAGCUGGUCUCUGAUUCGUCUGGUCAUGGUCAAACUGUCGCUGCAUAACGUCAAGAACCUCCUCCCACUCACCGGCCUUGACUUCACAGAUCUGCCCGUGACAUCCCCUCUCUGCAACGCCAUGCUCAAGACGUUGGAGAACUGGGAGCAGCUGCUGCUGGAGAGGAUGAACAAGUUUGAGGGCCCCCCUCCAAACUACAUCAACACCUUCCCCACUGACCUCAGUGCUGCAGGGGGGCCCGCCAUUCUCCGACACAAGGCCAUGCUGGAGCCAGAUAACACUCCCUUCAAAACUAAGAAUACUUCGUCCUUCCCGGUCCGGCGCCUCUGGCACUUCCUGGUGAAACAGGAAGUCCUCCAGGAGACUUUGAUUCGUUAUAUCUUCACCAAGAAGAGGAGGCAGUGUGAGUGUGUAGAAAACCACUUGGACCAUCUAAGCAAAAAGUGCCUUGCAGGAGCUAGCAGUCCUCAUAAGGUGGAGGCUGAUCUGGGCUACCCAGGGGGCAAAGCUAAAAUCAUCCACAAGGAGUCCGAUAUCAUCAUGGCCUUUGCCAUCAACAAGGCCAACUCCAACGAGAUCGUGCUGGCGUCCACGCAUGACGUCCAGGAGGUGGAUGUGUCCACGCUGGUGGCUGCCCAGCCAUUCACCUGGAUAGGAGAGGACUUUGACAAAGAGUCCCGCAGCUCCGACGAUGUGGACUACCGCUCGUCUCACACCAACAUCGCCCAGGCCAGCAGCUCCCCCUUUGCCCCCCAACAGAUUGCCGUGUCCGCCUCCAUGCCCUGGCUGGGCAGCGGGCAGACCAGCAUGGGGGCCAGCGUGAUCAUGAAGAGGAACUUGAACAACGUGAAACGAAUGACCUCACACCCCAUUUAUCAGUAUUACAUGACGGGCGCUCAGGACGGCAGCGUGAGGAUGUUUGAGUGGAACAGACCCCAGCAGCUCAUUUGCUUCAGGCAGGCGGGCAACGCCAGGGUCACCCGCCUCUACUUCAACUCCCAGGGCAACAAGUGUGGCGUCGCAGACGGCGAGGGCUACCUCAGUCUCUGGCAAGUCAACCAGACAUCCUCCAACCCCAAGCCCUACCUGAGUUGGCAGUGCCACACGAAGGCCUGCGGUGACUUUGCCUUCAUCACGUCCUCAAGCCUCAUCGCCACGGCCGGCCAGUCCAACGACAACAAGAACGUGUGCCUGUGGGACACUCUGGUUUCUCCCAGCAACUCCAUGGUCCACGCCUUCCCGUGCCACGAGAACGGCGCCACGGUGCUGCAGUACGCGUCCAAGCACCAGCUGCUGAUCACGGGCGGUCGCAAGGGCUUUGUGUGCGUGUUCGACAUCCGCCAGCGGCAGCUGCUGCACACCUUCCAGGCGCACGACUCGGCCAUCAAGGCCCUGGCCCUGGACGCCUCCGAGGACUUUUUCGUCACCGGCUCCGCCGAGGGCAACAUGAAGGUUUGGAAGAUGGCGGGCCACGGGCUCAUGCACUCCUUCAGCACCGAGCACGCCAAGCAGUCCAUCUUCCGCAACAUCGGCGCCGGGGUGAUGCAGGUGGAGACGCGGCCGAGCAACCGCAUCUUCACCUGCGGCGCCGACGGCACGCUGAAGAUGCGCGUGCUGCCCGACCGCUACAACCUCCCCGGCAGCAUCUACGACGGCCUGUAGCUCUGCAGCCCCCCCCCCCUCCUCCCCCACCCCCCACUAGCUGCUCCCCACUCACACCGCCGCCGCCCCACACACACCUUGCUGCAGGCCUCGCACACAGAGAGAGAGAGAGAGAGAGAGAGAGAGACAGAGUGGUAGAGAGAGAGAGGGAGUAAUCACGACGGCUUGUGUAACAGUGAUUCGAAUGGAUGUUACUGGUGCGUGUGCGUGCGUGUGUGUGUGUGUGCGUGCGUGUGUGUGUGUGUGUGUUGUCAGGACAGGAAAGGAAUAAGGAGCUCUAGAGAGGGCUCCGCUUUCGGUGAUUAUUUUUCUGUUGUUCCCGCGCGCUGUUCCGCAGGUUUGCUGUUGACAAAAAAAAAAAAAAGACGAUCAUGGCGUCACGUCCUUAAAGGGAAGAACGCUUCAGCGUUUAAAUAUGUGUAUCAACUUUGUUUUUCUCCCGAACAACCAAGAGCGCAGAGAAGCGACACGCAAACGGUCGGCCAUACUUGAUUUUUUAACACGCUAGAUUUACAGUCAUUUAAUUCCAGAAUCUCUAGUCGUAGAGUGCGUCCGUGGGGAAGCUAUGCAUGUCCUGUUGUCGUUCCGCGGUGCAAUCACAGGUCUCUUGGUAGUGCUCUGUAAAAGUGCUCAAGCAAAAACUUUCAAAAAAAGGUGUCUAACUGUCGUCAUUUUGUGCCCACAUGCUGACAUUUCUCUUCGCAUCUACUUUUACCCAGCACUGUGGUUUGUGAUGAAGUCAAGUGGUUUAUUAGAGUUGUGAAUCAAGUUGUUGGAACCCAAAGUUUAGUUUCAAUGCUUUUUAACCUCACUGCCCCCCUCCUCCAUGUCCAGGUGGAAGGGAGGGGGGGACUCUGUGUUUGCUCUGGUCGUGCCCUGUGUGUUUCCACUGGCUGCCCGCUCACACCGUCUCAGACCUGCCCUGGUCUGGAAGGCUCCAGCCGCAUUUUUCUGGGGGUCUCUUGUUUCCUCUGUGUGUGUGUGCCCCCUACCCCCCAAUCAAACCCACACCCACUCACCCCACGUUCCAGUGUCCGCCAUCUGUACACGCCCGCCCCCCCCCCUCUCCUUCCUCACUUUCCCAGCCUGCCUGCCUGCCUGCCCUCGUCCCUGUUAGGGUGACGACGUGUUUGAACUUCUGUGACUGUGGUUUAAGUGUCUCAUUUGUCUGGUCAGCCCCCCCAAUACAACUCUAAGUCCCGCCCCUUCCCCAAAGUCCUGCCCCCCUGUGAGCAGAAACACAAAAGGUUCACUUUCUGGUUUUGCACAAGAUGUUGUUGUUUUUUAAAUAUAAUUUCUUGUUUGUUUUUAAUUUAGUAAUUUAUGUUUGUGUUUGUUUGUUUGUUUGUUUGGUUGUUUGGUGAUUCCCUUGUAAAAAAACAACUAUUUAUGUUAACUUAUUGCCUUUUAUGUUAGGAAUGUAAGGAGUGUUACUGCAUCAAACAGGGAGAUAGUGCAACAUGCUAUACUGUACGUAAGUGUGUGUUUUCUCACUAGUUGUUUUAAACUCUUCCACUCAUCACAAAUAAAUAUUUGCACUCAACUCUUGAGACACUAUAAAAAACAAACCUUUAUUUCAAACGGAUAGGCUAACAAAGAAGAAACUACUGUUAUAUACAAAUGAAUGUCUGGCUUUAUUUGGCAGAGUAGUGAGAAGUUUGAAAUAGUUUUAAUAUAAAGUAUAUAAAUAUAAAUAAAUAUAUAUAUAUGAAGUACCACAACAGCUUGUACAAACAUAAAAAUGUUUUCUUUAUUUUGAACAUACCAGCUGGAAUAGAUGUACCUUUUGUUAAGUGUAUGUGUGGUAUUUAUUAAAAGGAUUUGUGUUUCUCUCCCACCAUCGCCCGCCAUGUGUACUGUAUGCAUCUAUGUGUUUCAAUAGUGGUCCAAAUAGUGUGUGCUGUUGCGUGUGGUUUUGUAUGAUGUAUGCAUGUGUGUGUGUGUGUGUGUCUGUAUGUGUGGAUGUGUGUAGGCUACACCUAAUGCAAGUAUGAGGCCAACAACGUAGGGAGACCCCAGAGCACUUGAGUCUGGAGGCUUGUGGGAGAACCGCCGUUGUCAGACUGCUGCCUUUGUAAGGUUAAUAAAUUAUUUUGAUUUCA